AUGAUGGGGCAGUGGCGUGGCGAACAGCAAUGGAGACUGAAUUACUAUCGCAUGAACAAAACAGUACUUGGUCGAUUGUAUCGCGCGGAGCUACUCGUCCGAUUGGAUGUCUAUGAGCUUUCGCUAAGACGCCUGAUGAGAACGGCCGAGUCAUUUGUUACACGGCAUGGCUUUUAUGCAAAGCGGUUUGUGGAUUUUUUAGAAACGUACUCCCUUGUAAACAUGAAUUCGAUUUGGGUUGUAUUGGCUGUAUGUGUCGCAGACGGAUAUGAAUUGGAACAGCUGGAUGCAGACACUGCGUUUCGAAAUAUCGAGCUAAGUGACCGGAUCUAUAUGGAGAUACCGCCUAGAAAUGUCAAAACUGCGGUGCCACAGGCGACUCGUUUUUCAGCGAAAAUUAUUCUGGAAGUCGAAGAUAUGGGUAUGGACAUCACAAUGGCACUUAAGACGCUCAAGCGCCGCGACGUGCGCAAGAAAAAACGUAAUGCUGAUGAAUUUAUGGAUCAUGAUACAAAGCGGAUAAAAGAGGUACAAGAGAAGGAUACACCGAAGCUACCAGAGCUGCUCGACUGUAUCGUUGCUACUCAAAUGUAUCCAAAAGUUGUGAAAGAGUUGUGGUUUAAAUUUUUGAAGACUUGGGGCGUCAAAGGUACAAAACCACUUAUACGCUGUUAUAACGAAUUCUUUAUGUACAAUACAAGCAGGGAGGAGAAAAGUAUGGACCCAGUCGUGACUUUUGACUUGAUGGAGCAAUGGGAUGCAGAAAGACAGAAGAAAAGAGAUGAUGAGGAAGAUAAGGAAAAGAUGGAUCAUCAAAAUGGCGUAGAAAAGUUUGACAAACCUCGAAAAAAAUUAAAAGCUCGAACACCUUCACGUCGGCGCUUUGACGAGCUCAAUAUGUUUUCUAUUGUGGAUUUGAUUGGAAUCUUAAUGAUUGCAUCGCGCGUAUUGAAUUUGGGCUUAUUGCCAAGUGAUUUUGCAGAUUGGGUUGCUACAGGAGUCAUUCCGUACCAUAAUUCACUGGCCACGUGCUGUGCGGACGCACCCGACGUGCGAGAAUCGGUGAAGUAUAUUGCCAGUUUUUUUCAUUCUUUGAUGCUACGUCACAAAGCGACAACUGUUCAGAUUGCAUACUCUGCACAUCACCUUCAAUACCACAUGGGUUUACGUCUUCCUCCAAUAAAUGUACCACUUGCAGCUCAUCGUAUUUGCGCUACAAUGGGUUUCCCUCCUGAAGUCUAUCGCCAUUUUAUAUGGAUUACGGGUUUCUUAAAUGUUGAAGGUAAAAUGACGGAAUUGCCACUCUUACUCCAAUCUGAGGUUGAUGGGUAUCCUAGAUUUAGCUUAACACAUACUCAAAAAGAGGAUAAGGUUGAUGCAAUUCUUCAGACUGAGUUAGGUAUUGUAGCUCACUUAGUUGUUGCAAUUAAAAUGUGUGCGAACUGGCACGAGUGGAUUUACGAGCGGGACCAACAAGACAAUGACAAAGAAGAGCGAGAGAAGAGAAAUAAAGCACCACCCGUGACUGCGGUACACAACGCAUAUGAUUUAUCUCGGCGUGAUCUCGACUCAUUCAUUCAAUUCGCCAAGCAAGUUUUUAUUGAUCCUGACAAAUCUGGAAUCCCUGAUGAUUUUCAAGAACACGUGAAACAGCUGCAACGCAUACAAGCAAUCGACGAGUCACUUUUGUCCAACGAAGAUCAAAAUUUACAGCUGAAGCGGAAUUCUCUGCUUGCUUAUCCUGGUAUUCACGUCGACGGGAUUCUUGCUGAAACUGAUGCAGAGAUCGAAAAACGUCUACAACGUUUACGCUCUCGAGAUAGCAAUACUGACACUAUUGACGACAAAGAUAAGACAAUUGAUGCCUUCUUUUAUCCCAUUUACAAUCAUUCUCAGCGUACACCGCCGCAUUCAGCGUACGAAUAUGUGCUUGAGUUGCUUUGUAGGAAAAUUAACGCUCCUAUUGCGCAAGUAUUGCCCAUACUUGCUAAACUUGACAAGCGAAUGAAAAGUUUAAUUUAUCACUUUGAACGCACCAAGUAUCACGUUGAGUUCCUGCAAGCAGGUCAAGCAAAGUGGAAAGCUGCCAAGAAAUCUCAGAAAUUAGCAAUCACUUAA
Messenger RNA from Plasmopara halstedii, 2118 nucleotides. RefSeq lists its product as hypothetical. Gene Ontology annotation, cellular component: RNA polymerase transcription factor SL1 complex; RNA polymerase I core factor complex. Bases 1 to 2118 code for a protein of 705 amino acids. The record is from RefSeq and is a predicted model, not a curated record. Gene Ontology annotation, molecular function: RNA polymerase I core promoter sequence-specific DNA binding. Gene Ontology annotation, biological process: nucleolar large rRNA transcription by RNA polymerase I; RNA polymerase I preinitiation complex assembly. The transcript has 5 exons. Lineage: Eukaryota; Oomycota; Peronosporomycetes; Peronosporales; Peronosporaceae.